AUGGCUGAAAGAAUUGGAAUUGAUUUGGAAAAAUUAAACAAUAAGUUGAAGAAUUUAUUAGAAGAAAAUAAUAGGCUUAAACAACAACAUAAAGACUUUCAAAAAGAAAAUCGAGAAACCUUACGCAUUAAUUCAGAAUUAAAAAAUAAACUACAAGAGAAAGAUGAUCAGUUGGAAAAACUUCAACAAAAAGUUCAAAAUUUGGAAGCUCAAAAAAAUGAAUUUGAAAUGCUUUCACAAACCUUAGAAAAAACUCUAGAAAUGUUAGAAUGGUCGAACUCUUAUAAUAAAGAUGAAAUUCUGGUCGUGGUUGGUUUCGAUUUUGGAACAACUUACUCCGGAUUCGCUUACUGUCAUAUUUCGAAACCACAAGAAAUAUAUGCACAUGAUCAAUGGCCUGAAUCUUUGGUUAAAAAACAAAUGCAACGAAAUGGAAAUUAUAAAAGGCCUGUUGAAUUGUUUAAAUUAUGUCUAUGCCAACCACAUCCUCUUCCACCUUUGUUGGAUUAUAAAAAGGCUAUUACUGAUUAUUUUAGAGAAAUCGGAAAGGAGAUGAAGAAGACAAUUGCUACGUGGUAUCCAGGAAUUGAUUUCUUGAAAAACGUAUUAUUAGUUCUUACCAAAUUUCAUGAGGGAAAAACUGCCCUAAGAUCUGAGAUGCUUUGUGGAAGUACUUUUGUUGAUAAAGAAUUCAUCGAAUAUUUAAGUAGAAAACUUGGAAAUAGUGCAAUGGAAAUGUUUAGAGAAAACCAUUACGAACAAAUGCAAUUUUUAAUUCAGGAAUUUUGUAAAAGUUGUAAAUGGCCUUUUACAGGAGAAAAACAAGACUUUAGUAGUUAUGAAUUGGAUCUCGACGUAUCUGCUCCUAUGCUAAAAAAAUAUAUUACUAAUGAUAUGAUAGAAAAAAUAGAAGAAGAUGAAUGGAUAAUUGAAAUAGGUUUCAAUGACAUAAAAUCAAUGUUUGACCCUGUUGUUGAAAAAAUUUUAAAUCUGAUUCAUAAACAACUCAAUAGUUCUCUUGAAACAUGUUCGGCAAUGUUUUUAAUUGGAGGUUUUAGUGAAUCAAAGUAUUUACAAAGAAGAAUUAAAGAAAAUUUUGCACAUAGAGUACAUACAAUUUUAGUUCCCGGAUCUCCUAUUGUUACUAUUGAACUUGGAGCUGUAAUUUAUGACGAAAAAAGAUCCAAAAAAUAUGAUGGGUAUGGAAAUUUGAUAGAAGCUGUGGAUGCUGAUUUGGCUAAACAAUCUAUGUGUCAAAAAAAUUAA
Funneliformis geosporum is the source of this 1266-nucleotide messenger RNA. The record is from the annotation of a GenBank genome assembly. NCBI's taxonomy places the organism in Eukaryota, Fungi, Glomeromycota, Glomeromycetes, Glomerales, Glomeraceae.